CCAUUGUCCCAUUGCGCAUUUGCGCCAUUUUUAAUUUAUCUGAUUCUUUUUCUUAUUUUCUUUCACCAGAACGGUUAUUAAUACGACUGCCGAGUGCCGACUGUUGCGGCUGAGAAGCUGUACCAUUAAUGCAUGUUGAUGUGCCGAUGUGCCGUACUAUCAAUGUCCUUUCUUUGAGACACGACUAUGGGAAAUAUGCAUUAGAUUAAACCAUAAAACCACCAUGCAAGUCGCAAGAUAUUAAAUAAUAACCGUUUUCUUUCGACUUUUCGUGUAAUUGUGUGCUCCGUACUUCCAUGGACAGCUGUACAUGGCAUUAGUGCCUACUGCCUUUAACGUGUGAUCACAUUUGCACAUAAUAAAAGGUACAAUGGCAGUAAAAAGAAAGGAUAAAACUGAUAAUCAUGACACCCCUGCGAAAAACAAAAGAAUUAGACAAGAAAAAGUUGGUGACUUUUCCGAUGAUGAAGACUUGUCAGACAUUGAUGACGCAGAUAUAUUCAAUGGUAUCCGCAUACCGGUUGAAUUACCUCCAAUUAAAUCAGCUGAAGAGAAUCCUGGGCCUCGCAUGGUUAUUACAGAAAUUGUUGCCAACAACUUUAAAAGUUAUUUUGGCGAAGUUACUAUUGGGAAAUUUCAUAAGGUAAGAACAUCAUUUCAUGUGUUAUCAUGUAAGUAAUGAGUUAUUAGAUGUGUUCUUAGGAAAAAUCAAUACUUAAUACAAUGCCUGAGAAAAAAGCGAGCUUUUGGUAAGGAAGCAAUAACUACAUCAAUUAUGAGCAGAGUUAGGUUUAGGCCGGGAUUACACGGCGCGUGGCGCGGCACAAGGAGUUAAAGCGUGUGUAUAGCGCGCACGUUUAAAACCGACACGCUGUUAGAUUGGAUAAGACGCGCCGUGCCAAUUUACCUAAUGUCAGCAUGUAAUAUUGUGAUCAUAAAAAAAUGUUUAUUUUUCACUCAAACACACGAUUCUAAUUCCAACAAUACAUCGCAAC
Molecule: messenger RNA, 995 nt
Organism: Acyrthosiphon pisum (pea aphid)
Lineage: Eukaryota; Metazoa; Arthropoda; Insecta; Hemiptera; Aphididae
Product: structural maintenance of chromosomes protein 4
Exons: 2
Coding region: 371-679 (102 amino acids)
Source: RefSeq, a predicted model, not a curated record